AAAGACCAUAAAUGCAUAAACAUCUUUCAUGCCAAAAUCCGAACUUUCAUCCCUCUCUAUCAACUAACUACCCCACCUGCCUAAACGGGUAAUCUUCUCUCCAAGCUUCACUUCGUCCCCAGCCCUACAACCAACAAGCAUCCCACCUCAAAAAUGCCAGAGGAAGACAAACCAACAGACGCACGCGCACGUCUCCUUUCCCACUUCUCCGCGGCCCAAGGAACCACCGAACACGGCCAGAAAUGGAAUGAGCUCUGGCAGCAAAAUUUCCUCCCUUGGGAUAAAGGCUUCCCUUCUCCUGCUCUCGUUGACUUGCUUUCGUCUCCUCCGUCCUCUAAUUCGUCAAAGCAUCCCGUUCUUCUCCCAAUUCGUUCGGCCAAGGAUCAAAAGAGGAGGCUAAAGGCUCUCGUUCCAGGUUGUGGGAGGGGAUACGAUGUCUUGUUACUAGCAGCCCAUGGAUACGACGCCUACGGCUUAGAGAUCUCGGAGAAAGCUUUAGAAGAAGCGAAGAAAGUCGAGAAAGAGAAAGGAGGUGAUAAAAUCUAUUCUACGAAACCUGGUGUGGAGAGGGGAACUGUCACUUGGCUGUCAGGGGAUUUCUUUCACGAUGGAUUUUUGAAAGACGUGGAGGGUGAGGGGAAGUUUGAUUUGAUUUAUGAUUAUACGUUUCUAUCUGCACUACCGCCUGUGAUGAGACCAGCGUGGUCGAAGCGCUUCAAUGAGCUUCUUGCUCCUGAGGGACGAGUAAUUUGUCUCGAGUUCCCAACGUAUAAGCCUGCUUCCACUGGCGGUCCUCCGUGGGCUCUACCACCGAAGGUUUAUUUGGCACAUCUGCCACGACCUGGAGAGGAUUUGACGUAUGGUGAGGAUGGUGAGUUGUUGGAGGAGAAAUUAGGCCCGCCGAGUAAGAGUGGGUUGGUUCGGAUUGCGCAUUUCCAGCCGGAGAGAACGCAUGAGAUUGGGUAUAACGCUGAGGGCAAAGUGACGGAUUGGAUCUCGGUAUGGGCUCAUCCAUAGGCAUUUCGAUUCGGUAGUGUUGUCCUUCCCAUUCAAGGAGCCUUCCUCAAGGAAUUGUAAUGCUCUCCCAAUCCAAAACCAUGCCUGUAAUAUGCCAACCAGAUCUUCUCCUU
Molecule: messenger RNA, 1130 nt
Organism: Mollisia scopiformis
Lineage: Eukaryota; Fungi; Ascomycota; Leotiomycetes; Helotiales; Mollisiaceae
Product: S-adenosyl-L-methionine-dependent methyltransferase
Exons: 2
Coding region: 154-1017 (287 amino acids)
Molecular function (GO): S-adenosylmethionine-dependent methyltransferase activity
Source: RefSeq, a predicted model, not a curated record